Molecule: messenger RNA, 1675 nt
Organism: Drosophila serrata
Lineage: Eukaryota; Metazoa; Arthropoda; Insecta; Diptera; Drosophilidae
Gene: BckdhA
Product: Branched chain keto acid dehydrogenase E1 subunit alpha
Biological process (GO): branched-chain amino acid catabolic process
Cellular component (GO): oxoglutarate dehydrogenase complex
Molecular function (GO): oxidoreductase activity, acting on the aldehyde or oxo group of donors, disulfide as acceptor
Source: RefSeq, a predicted model, not a curated record
GUUGCGUAAUCAGCUGUGACGACACGCCGCCGAAUUUACCUGUUGCAUUUAAUAGCUUAUAGAUACAGAUAUAAAUUAUACAGAAUGUCAUUCCUGCGAAAGUCGGUGCAAUUGUUGGGAGCCGUGGGUAGGCACCAGCAGCCCCUCAAAGCGAUCCGAGGUGCAAUCUCUGCAGCAGCACCAAGGGCCUACAGCUCGGAUGCAUCCAGCGAGUAUGCCAACUUCCCCGGCGCCAAGGCUCCGUUCGUCAGUAAGCUAAAGUUCAAUAUGCCGGAGGAUUACGCACCAAUUCCCAUUUAUCGGGUAAUGGAUCGGGAUGGCUUCAUAGCGGAUGAGUCCCAGGAUCCGCAGCUGGGUCGCGAGGUAGUGGAGAAGAUGUUCCGCGACAUGGUGCUACUUAAUACCAUGGACAAGAUUCUGUACGAAUCGCAACGGCAGGGCAGGAUCUCUUUCUACAUGACCAAUUUCGGCGAGGAGGCGUCGCACAUUGGCAGUGCCGCUGCUCUGGAGAUGCGUGAUCUAAUCUAUGCUCAGUAUCGCGAGGCUGGUGUCCUUGUAUGGCGUGGAUUCCGCAUCGAUCAGUUCAUCGAUCAGUGCUUCGGCAACCAGGAUGAUUUGGGCCGGGGCAAACAGAUGCCAGUGCACUACGGUUCCAGGGAACUUAACUUUGUCACCAUCUCCAGUCCGUUGUCUACUCAGAUGCCACAGGCCGUGGGUGCCGCCUAUGCCAUGAAGCUGCGCCCAAACAACGACGCCUGUGUUGUCUGCUACUUUGGCGAGGGAGCAGCUUCGGAAGGAGAUGCCCAUGCUGCCUUUAACUUUGCAGCCACCCUUGGAUGUCCAGUAAUCCUUUUCUGUCGCAACAAUGGCUUCGCUAUAUCCACACCCUCCCACGAGCAAUACAAAGGCGAUGGCAUUGCAGGACGUGGCCCAAUGGGGUACGGCAUUGCCACCAUUCGUGUUGAUGGCACCGAUGUCUUUGCCGUCUACAACGCCGUGAAGGCGGCCAGGGAGUACGUGCUUAAGGAGAACAAGCCAGUGGUGUUCGAGGCCUUGGCAUACCGUGUAAGUCACCAUUCUACCUCAGAUGACAGUACCGCCUAUCGAUCGGCAGAGGAGAUCGAGGUGUGGAACUCGGUGGAGCAUCCCAUCUCUAAGCUUAAACGCUACAUGGUGCACAAAGGCUGGUUCAACGAGGAGGAAGAAUCCGCAUUCAUUAAGGAUGUGAGGAAGAAGGUCCUGAAGCAGAUCGCCGUGUCGGAGAAGAAGCCCAAACCCAACUGGAGCGAGAUGUUCGAGGGCGUCUACGCUGAGAUGCCGCAGCACCUUGUUGAACAGCAGAAGGAGUUGCAACGGCACGUUGAGGCCCAUAAGGAGUUCUAUCCCCUAAAGAACUUCAAGCAAUAAAUCAAUUGUGCCAGGACAGAAGCUAUUAAUCAACUCAGAAAUCAAAGCGAACCGAGAGACUCGAUCGAAAGUGCAUUUAUUAUGAUUAAGCUAUAGGCAAAACAAUUUUGUGCGGGUCCAACCCGUUUGUUAUGACUCAUCCCAUCCCAUGUGUUUCUGGAGUGGGUCGGCAUCGGCUGGGAAUAUACUAAUCACUGUUGACCCACUCUGGCCCAGCUGGUGUUAUGAAAAGGUGUUAAAAUUUAUUAAAUUUGAUUUACAUACAAUA